AUGAAGACGCUCACGCCCGAGCUCGCGAGCGCGCGAACCAUCGGCGACGCGUGCGCGCUCAAAGCUUGCUCCCUGAACGCCGUCGAAGACGACGUCCUGGCGCGCGCGGAAACGACUUCCGGGGCGAUUAAAAAGCUCGACGUGAGCGAAAAUGCGUUGAGCGACUUGUCGGGCGUGCGAUCGACGUCGCUGACGUGGUUCUCGUGCGCGAAUAACGUGUUAAAGUCGGACGCCUUGGCGGCGCUGGGACAAAACUGUCCUCGGAUUCGCACGCUGAAUGUGAGCGGAAACGACGGCUUGCGCACGCUGCGCGGGGUAGAAAACAUGCACGCACUGGCGGCUCUUAUCGCGAAAGAGUGCGGUCUGCGAGAUAUCGAUCACGUGCGUGGGUUGAAGGAAUUGAACACGUUGGCGUGCGCCGAGUGCGAGCUGCGGGACGUCGGCGACGCGUUGAGCGAAAGUCCGGCGCUUCGCAAGGUGAAUCUGUCGAAAAACGCCCUGUCCAAGCUCGGAAUAGAUGCGUUGCAGUCAUCCAGGGGGUUAAGAGAGUUGCGCGUGGCGCACAACGAGUUGAAGACGAUUCCGCCGUGCGUGGCGAAGACGCCGAAUUUGCGGAUAUUAGACGUCGGGUACAAUAAGAUUUCGGAUUGGGGCGAUUUGAGCGCGCUGCGCGAGCUCAAUCGUCUGGAACAGUUGACACUGCGUGGGUGCCCGAUCGCAAACGAUCCAGAGUACGCGGAGAAGAUCACGCGCAUGUGCCCCGGGUUGAAAUUACUAGACGGCAGGAAGCCUCGAGACGCGCGAGGGCGACCGCCGGAACGAGCGGACGCGACGAGCGACGAUGAGCUCGACGAUAUCGAUCCGGAAGAAAAAUCGAAGAAGAGGAAGAAAGUAAAGGAUAGCGUGAAGGGACGAGACGGUGAAAAGGAUGACGACGGCGGCGGCGGUGAAAGCGAACGUAGCUUUGUGGAACUCUUCGUGGCAAAGAACAAAGGAAAAGUAUUAGAUGGCGACGGCGCAGUGGCGACGCACGAAGAGGAGAAGGAUCCAACAAAGCGCACGGGAUUGAUAGGCGUGUUCGAGAACAAGGAUUUGAAACGCAAAGGGCCAUGCGGUAGCGCGGCGUUCAAAGCUUUAUUGAAAAAUGAUGCGGGGACGGGCUUGAACGCGGGGACGUGGGACGAAGACGACGUGACGAUGCAAAAGACGAAGAAGAAGAAGAAAGAAGGAACAACGGAUUCGACCGAAAAGAAGAAAAAGAAAAAGAAGGAUUUGCGCGAAAUGACUCCCGAGGAACGUAAAGAACACUUGCGGAUGCAGCGCAAACGUGGUUAUUAA
Messenger RNA from Ostreococcus lucimarinus CCE9901, 1338 nucleotides. RefSeq lists its product with no specific name. Gene Ontology annotation, molecular function: protein binding. The transcript has a single exon. The coding region runs from base 1 to 1338 and encodes 445 amino acids. Lineage: Eukaryota; Viridiplantae; Chlorophyta; Mamiellophyceae; Mamiellales; Bathycoccaceae. The record is from RefSeq and is a predicted model, not a curated record.